Messenger RNA from Radiomyces spectabilis, 168 nucleotides. RefSeq lists its product as uncharacterized. Lineage: Eukaryota; Fungi; Mucoromycota; Mucoromycetes; Mucorales; Radiomycetaceae. The record is from RefSeq and is a predicted model, not a curated record. The transcript has a single exon. The annotation marks the transcript as partial.
AUGGGGUGUGGUAAGACGCAUGUGGCUGAUCAGUAUUUAAAACAGCUCGGUGAUCAAACGUCGACACUAGUCAUCACUUUCAGGAUAUCCCUUGCCCAAUAUUUAGCCGAACGAUUAUCCUUGAAUUCAUACUUAGAGGAUGGCAUAUGGUCCUCCACAGAAGAAGCG